Molecule: messenger RNA, 2426 nt
Organism: Gasterosteus aculeatus aculeatus (three-spined stickleback)
Lineage: Eukaryota; Metazoa; Chordata; Actinopteri; Perciformes; Gasterosteidae
Gene: colgalt2b
Product: collagen beta(1-O)galactosyltransferase 2b
Molecular function (GO): procollagen galactosyltransferase activity
Source: RefSeq, a predicted model, not a curated record
CUCGCUCAACCUUUUCCGCGACUCCAGGUCCCAGGUCGGGCGACACUCCGACGGAUCCCCCACCCCCCCCCACCCCCCUCCUCCCGCGCCACCUGGAAGCGAAGAUGCGCGCGGUCGGGGCCGUGGGAGUCGCCGCGCUGUGCGCGCUGCUGGCCGCGGCGGUGCGCGGCGGCGCGUCUGUUGAGCUGGCGACGCUGGUGGAGGAGCAGCUCAAGCCCGAGUCCUCGCUGCUGAAGCCAAAGGUCAUGAUCGCCAUCGUGGCUCGCAACGCGGCGCACAGCCUGCCGCAUCACCUGGGCUGCAUCGAGCGGCUGGAGUACCCGAAGGAGCGCAUAGCGAUCUGGGCAGCGACGGACCACAACGUGGACAACACCACCGCUAUGCUGAGGGAGUGGCUGAAGAGAGCCCAGAGCGUGUACCACUACGUGGAGUGGAGACCCAUGGAGGAGCCCAAGUCCUACACGGAUGAGUGGGGGCCGAAGCACUGGCCCCCUUCCAGGUUCAACCAUGUGUUGAAGCUGAGACAGGCGGCGCUGAAGGCUGCCCGCGAGCGAUGGGCCGACUACAUACUGUUCGUGGACAGUGACAACCUGUUGACCAACCCCCGCGUGCUGAACCUGCUCAUGGCCGAAAACCUGACCUUGGCCGCUCCGAUGUUGGAGUCUCGCUCGCUGUACUCCAACUACUGGUGCGGCGUCACCCCACAGGGCUACUACAAGCGGACCCCGGACUACCAGCCCAUCCGGGAGUGGAAGCGCCUGGGCUGUUACGCCGUCCCCAUGGUGCACAGCACCUUCCUGAUAGACCUGCGGCGCGCCGCCAGCAGGGACCUGGCCUUCUACCCUCCUCACCCGGACUACAGCUGGGCAUUCGACGACAUCAUGGUGUUUGCCUUCUCGGCUCGUCAAGCGGGUGUCCAGAUGUACGUGUGCAACAGGGAACAUUACGGCCUCCUGCCUGUUCCUCUCAAAGCACAGCAGAGUGUGGAAGAAGAAAGCGAGAGUUUCAUACACACCAUCACGGAGGCUUUAAUUGACCACGACAUCGAGCCCUCCGAGCACCUGUACUCCCCGCCAUCGCCGCAGAGCACCAUGGGCUUCGACGCGAUUUUCCUGAUUAACCUGAAGCGGCGCCUGGACAGAAGAACCAGGAUGCUGAAGACGAUGUCUUCACUGGGUCUCCACCCCACGCUGACGGAGGCGGUGGACGGAAAAGCCCUCAAUUCAUCCCAGCUCCAGGCUUUAGGGAUAGAGAUGUUGCCGGGCUACAAGGACCCUUACUCGGGCCGAGUGCUGACCAGAGGGGAGAUCGGCUGCUUCCUCAGCCAUUACUCCAUAUGGAAGCAGGUGUUGGAGCGCGGCCUCGAGAGGGUUCUCCUUUUAGAGGACGACGUGCGGUUUGAACCCAGGUUCAAACGCCGCCUGCAGGCCAUUAUUGAUGACAUAGACAAAACCCAGCUGGACUGGGACCUGAUCUACGUGGGGCGGAAGCGCAUGCAGGUGCAGCAGCCGGAGCAGUCCGUGGACGGCGUCAACAACCUGGUGAAGGCCGACUACUCCUACUGGACGCUCGGCUACGCGCUGUCGCAGCAGGGAGCCAGGAAGCUGCUGGCUGCCAAACCCUUAUCGAGGAUGCUGCCCGUCGACGAGUUCCUCCCCAUCAUGUUCAACAAACACCCAAACACCCAGUUCAUGUCUCACUUUCAGCCGCGGGACCUGAAGGCCUUCUCCGUGGAGCCGCUGCUCAUCUACCCCACCCACUACACCGGAGAGCCGGGCUACUUCAGCGACACGGAGACCUCCACCAUCUGGGACGACGAAGCCGUGGCGACGGACUGGGACCGCCAGCAGGCCCGAAAGACGGCGCAGCAGGGCAGCAUCCACGCCGUGGCACAGAACAGCGUCGGCGGGGACUCGCCGCCCCCGGCGGCUCGAGCCUCGCGGGACGAACUCUGAUGACACUCGGAGGAAGACAGCGAGGGGGAGAGAGAGAGAGAGACUCGUACUUGGGGAAAAGACACUUGAACCACAAGAGGACAUUCUGUACAUUAAUUGACAUAUAUAUAUACACACACAUGGAUAAAGCCAGAGUGAAGAUGUUAGUCCACUCUGCUGCCUGAUGAAGGGACACUGAGGAGAGGAAGAAGACGAGGAACUGGGAAGAGAGCCAGCCGGCCUUUGACAAAAGCUUUAUUUAUUCCCCAUGUCCGUCCUCUGGGCAUGUGGAGACGGUCACAGCCCGCAAAGAAACUUCAGCAACACACAAGACUGCUGACAAUUUGAAAGACUUGAAAGCAAACAAUAAUAAUUUCCACAAAUGAAUGGUAACGUUGUUCAGGAUAAUUAUUGUUAUUUAAAAAAAACGAAAAUUUGUUUGUGUUUUUAUGGGCAGCAAACAAAUAAAGAAAGCUUAAGUCUUAAAACUCC